Messenger RNA from Pollicipes pollicipes, 1809 nucleotides. Its product is annotated as tudor domain-containing protein 5. Bases 565 to 1809 code for a protein of 414 amino acids. The transcript has 14 exons. The record is from RefSeq and is a predicted model, not a curated record. NCBI's taxonomy places the organism in Eukaryota, Metazoa, Arthropoda, Thecostraca, Pollicipedomorpha, Pollicipedidae.
GUGGCGCAGCUGCUGCUCGGCCGCGAGGAGGGUCUGUCCAUCGAGCAGCUGGAGACGCUGCACGACAACGACGCUGACGAGCCGCUGAACUGGGCCGGCCGCGGCUACCGCAGCUGCGCGGACCUGCUGCUCCAUCUGCCGCACAUCGCGCGCGUCGUCAGCUCCUUCCGCGGCCUGCAGGUGUACCCGGCCCCCGCGCUCAUUGCCGCCGACAACGAGUCAAGAAAGCCACGCUCCGGCUGGCCGAAGCAGGAGCGGGCGUCACCGGACGAGCGCGCCAGCCCGCCCCCCGACGACGGCCCGUCCCCAGCCGGCGACCCGUCCCCAGCCGACGUGGCGGCCAGGGUCGCCAGUCCGGUGCCUUCCAAGAGCAUCAGCAGCUCGGAAAGGCGGGAAAGAUUCUUGAACGCGCUGUCGGCCACAGUACAAACUAUUGUUGAAAAGCACCCGAACGGCCUCCUUUGCUCCAAGCUUCCUGUAGAAUAUAAGGCGGAGACGGGCCGUGACCUGGACGUGGCCAAGCACGGCUACCACAGCGUGCUGGACCUUGUGUCCCGCUUGCCGAUGCGCAUCAUCAAGUCCGUGGCGUUCGGUGACUGGUUGCUGUUCACGCGGAGCCAGCCGCUGCCUGACUUCGUCAACGACCAGACGCAUACUGACGACGGUCUCAUGGAGGAAGCCGGCGACGGCGCCGAGUGUCUCAGGGAGGCCAAGAGCAGGAUCCGCGACAUCCUGUUCUCCUUCCCAGACGGUCUGCGCAUGUCCUGUCUGGAGGACCACUACCAGAUGAGCUGCAACGAGCGGCUUCCGUACCUGUCGCUGGGCUUCAGCUCCGUCGAGACGUUCGUGCUGCACCUGACCGGUGACGUGCUGCAGGUCAAGUACACCGGCGAGGGCCUCAAGCUGUACCCCAUCGUGCCCAAACAGCCGGACCGUCCCAUGGGUCAGGUGCUGUACCCGGCGGACGCCGUGGGUCCCAGCCUUAGCUUCGAGCGGGUCAAACUGCCCGAGGUCCCGGCCGGCAAGUACAACCUGGAGAUCUUCGUGGCGGAGGUGUACCACCCGCACAAGUUCUGGUUCCACCUAGUGGGCGAAGAGUACGCUGAGGCGCUGGAGAAGCUCAUGGACCAGAUGGAGGUGACCUACUGCACGGCGCUGGGCUUCAAGUACCGCAUGCCGGAGGCCACCGUCCAGGUGGGCCAGGUGUGCGCCUGCCCUUACGGCGAGCAGGGCUACCACCGGGCCGUCAUCACGGACGUGCGGCCGGCGCCCGAGCCCGUCAAGGUGUUCUACGUGGACUACGGCUCGGUGGGGACGGUGCCGCGCUCCUUCCUGCGAUUCCUGCCCCUGGACUUCUUCCGGCUGCCGGCCCAGGCCCUGCUGGGCCGCCUAGCCAACAUCCUGCCGGCGGCGGCCGAGGGCUGGACGCGAGAGGCCUCCAAGACGUUCCUCUCGCUGGUGGACCAGAACCGUAUCCUGUACGCCAUGGUGCUGGAUAGAUCGCCGAGCUGCGUCAGCCUGUGUCUGUGCGACACCAACGGCAGCACGGACCUGCACGUCAACGACCAGCUGGUUGAACUGGGCCACGCCGUCUUCCGCAACCAGAGCAUGGACGCGGCCGAGCCGGCCGUGGAGGAGGUGUCACGGCCGGUGCCGCUGGGACCCGACUCGUCGCCGGCCGCCGCCGUCCAGCGCCGCCCGCCGUCGCCGGCGCCGCUGGCCGAGCUCUGGAGCGGCCACACCACGCCCAGCGAGAUCGACCGCCUGCUCCAGGAGACGCUCGGAGCGCCGGCCGCCAGCGGGAUGUGA